Molecule: messenger RNA, 3596 nt
Organism: Dunckerocampus dactyliophorus (ringed pipefish)
Lineage: Eukaryota; Metazoa; Chordata; Actinopteri; Syngnathiformes; Syngnathidae
Gene: fbln1
Product: fibulin 1
Exons: 15
Coding region: 171-2207 (678 amino acids)
Biological process (GO): extracellular matrix organization
Cellular component (GO): extracellular region
Molecular function (GO): peptidase activator activity; calcium ion binding
Source: RefSeq, a predicted model, not a curated record
UUUGUGACGAUGAGUGCAGUCAGUAUUAGACUCUGAGUCCUGCAGGAAGGCACCUCCAUCACUCCUCUUCUCUUUCUUAUCGGAUCUACUGGGUCUAUUUUAUAUGUCAAGGAGCUUAUUUUUGGUUUAAAACGACUAUUUUCCAACAGUGGAUCUCGAACUGUCACCACAUGGGUCCGCAGAUUGUUCUGCUCAGUUCGUUGCUGGGAGUCGUCCUUGCUCAAGGUGUGCAGCAGAUCUCCAUUGACGACUGCUGCAAAGAUGGCCAGAGGGGUGCCAGCGAUAACAAAGUCUGUGCAACCCUCCCGCUCAUCUCCGGGUCCCCCACAUGCAGGACAGUGCAGGAGCAGUGCUGUGUAGCCGUGCUGGAGGACAACAUGUGCACCACCGGUAUCAAUGUGGCCAAAGACCAAGGAGCAUGCGACUCUUUUUUCUUCAACACCUGUGAGACAAAGACAACCAAGAUGUGCUGCGACUGCUGCCUCCUGGGCAAGACGGCGCAGGACCAGGGACUUCCGUGCGACCACAGCCUGGCUCUGGGCUAUCAGUGUGGUUUGGUGUACCGGGCUUGCUGUGUGGACGGAGUGCCGGACAAUCAGACCGUACCUACAGAGAAGCCUGAAUUGCCAAUCAAAGACGAGACCCCACACAACGGAGACAACAAUUCAGUGUUAACGGAUCAGUGCAAUGGGAAGUGCGCUCAUCUUUGUGUGAGUAACGAGACAUGCUCCUGCUUCAAAGGCUACAAACUCAAGCCAGAUGGAAAGACCUGUGAGGACAUUAACGAGUGCUUGCUGGGCGCCAGUAACUGUCGAGGAGGAGAGCGCUGUAUCAACACGGAGGGCUCGUUCCGCUGCCAGAGAGAGGUCAGCUGCGGUACAGGCUACGAACUGACAGACAACAACAACUGCAAAGAUAUCGAUGAGUGCGGGACAGGCAUCCAUAACUGUGGUCCAGAGUUCGAGUGCCAAAACACCCAGGGGUCAUUCCGUUGUCUCCCCAAAGUCAAAUGUGGUGCUGGUUUCAUCCAGGAUGCUCUGGGCAACUGCAUUGAUAUCAAUGAAUGUGUCAGCCAGACGGGCCCAUGCCACAGAGGUCAAGUGUGCAUCAACACGGUCGGCUCGUACGUCUGCCAGAGGAACACUGUCAACUGUGGGCGAGGCUACCACCUCAACGAGGAGGGCACACGCUGCGUUGACAUCGACGAGUGCAAAGGCCCCAACCAGGUGUGCUCGGGUCACGGGUGCAUCAACACAAUGGGCUCCUACCACUGCGAGUGUGACAGCGGCUACAACUUCAACAGCAUCAGUCGCCUCUGUGAAGAUAUUAAUGAAUGCAGGCACUACCCGGGACGCCUAUGUGCUCACAAGUGUGAGAACACGCCAGGAUCUUACCAGUGCAGCUGCACCACUGGCUUCAAGCUGGCGGGGGAUGGCAGGAACUGUGACGAUUUAAACGAGUGCGAAAGCAACCCGUGCAGUCAGGAAUGCGCCAACGUGUACGGCUCCUACCAGUGUUACUGUCGCCAUGGUUACCAGCUCAGUGACAUUGACGGCUUGACUUGCGAAGAUAUAGACGAAUGUGCCCUGCCCACUGGAGGUCACAUUUGCUCCUACCGCUGCCACAACACCCCGGGCAACUUCCACUGCUCCUGCCCUCUUAACGGCUACACCCUAGCACCCAACGGACGCAGCUGCCAAGAUGUCGAUGAAUGUGUGACAGCGACGCACACGUGCUCGGAGAACCAGAGCUGCUACAACGUGCAGGGCGGAUUCCGCUGCCUGUCCUUUGAUUGUCCCAACAACUAUCGCCGUGUCGGAGAAACUCGAUGUGAACGCUUGCUUUGCAAUGAGUCUGUCGAGUGCCUGGCCAUGCCACUGAGAAUAACCUACUACUACCUCACCUUCCCCACCAACAUCCCCGUCUUCACCAACAUCUUCCGCAUGGGCCCCUCCCACACCGUGCCGGGCGACGACAUCAACAUCGCCAUCACCUCGGGCAACGAGGGCGGCUUCUUCAAGGCGGAGCGGGUCGCCACCGGCGGCAUCAUGUCGGUGGCGAGGCUCAUCGACGGCCCGCAGGACUUUGAACUGGCCGUGGAGCUGAGGCUGCGUCGCUACGGCACGCUCAGCACGUACUUGGCCAAAGUGAUGGUGUUUGUCGUACAGGACGAGCCACGAGUGGUUUACAACCCCCACCUGGAAUGAAGGACAACACUCGUUUAGGGUUGCUAAUCAUGUGUUAUCUUUGGUGCAUGCUAUGAUGGCAUAAACACACACUCUCUGCUAUAGAGGAGAGUAUUAGGGCCACGCUUAAAAUACAGAAAAGUCAUAGGACUCAAAAAAGUCAUACAAGUACAAGAAAAUGUCAUACUUUUAUGUUCACGUAAUUUUACAAGAACACAAGGAGAAUAAAGUUGUCAUCCCACAUGAAUAAAAGGCAUAAUAGCGCAAAAUAAAGUCCAAAUUUACAAGAAAAACUACCAAUUUUACAGAAACAAAGUUAUAUUAUGAAAAACAAGUUGUAAUUUUACAACAAUAAAGUGGUAAUUUUACAAGAUUAAUACAAGGUCUAGUAUUACGAGAAUAACACCAUAAUGUUAAAGAAAAAGCUAAAAUUUACAAGAAAAAUAGCAAUUUUGCAGCUAUGAAGUCAUAAUAAUAUCAAAAAAGUUGUCAUUUUACUACAAUGAAGCAGUAAUAUUUGGAGAAUAAUACAUGGUCUAGUAAUUCGAGUUAAAUUUGUAAAAGAAAAAGUCUAAAUUUACAAGAAAAAUAGAAAUUUAAUGGAAAUAAAGUUGUGACAAUCUGAAAAAGUUGUCACUGAACUAGAAUAAAGUGGUGAUAUUAGGAGAAUAACGCAAGGUCUAGUACUGUAUUACAAGAAUAACAACAUAAUGUUGUCAGAAAGUCUAAAUUUACGAGAAACUGUCUAAAAUUACAAGAAAAACCUAGCAGUUUUACAGAGAUGAAGCUAUAAUAUGAUGAAAAAAAAUGUACUAGAAUAAAGUGGUACUAUUAGAAGAAUAACACGUGGUCUAGUAUUUUGAGAAUAACAUUGCAGUGUUAUCAAGAAUUUUUUUCCCCAAAUUUACAAAAAAGAAUGUCCAAAUUUACAAGAAAAUAUUUUUACAGAAAUGAAGUGAUAAUAUGAAAAAAGUGGUAAUGUUACAAAAGUAAUGUCAAUAUUAAAAGAGGGCUCCAUUUUACCCCCCAUAAAAUGUUGUAAGUUUUGCAAUAUAAAUCAAUUAUAGAAAACUGCACCGAUGACAUGACACAGUCUCUCCUUCUCUCGUGUACCGUAAGAUAACACAUCACUGGCAAUCCAUCACAUUGUAACAACUGUUGCAUGAGCCAUGGUUGAUGUCUUUAUCAAUAAAUCUAGAUUCACUUGAAUGUAUCUCGUAAGAAGCAGGGCAUCCAAGUAGCCGCUAGGUGGCGCGAUAGGUCAGGGUAAUUCUUCAGAGUAGAAGGCCUGUCAAGAAGUCUGCAACAUGGACUGCUUUGAAUAUCGGUUGCAUGUGAUGAUUGAUAGUACUUGGUGGUUUUUGUGUUGGCUGAGCAGUUUUCUAAUAAAAUAGAAAUAAGGCAAGUAAA